Amphiprion ocellaris (clown anemonefish) is the source of this 3653-nucleotide messenger RNA. RefSeq names its product STT3 oligosaccharyltransferase complex catalytic subunit A (gene stt3a). Gene Ontology annotation, molecular function: dolichyl-diphosphooligosaccharide-protein glycotransferase activity. Gene Ontology annotation, cellular component: membrane. Gene Ontology annotation, biological process: post-translational protein modification. The transcript has 18 exons. The record is from RefSeq and is a predicted model, not a curated record. Lineage: Eukaryota; Metazoa; Chordata; Actinopteri; Pomacentridae. The coding region runs from base 186 to 2303 and encodes 705 amino acids.
UUAAAUGACAGCCAAAGAACCAAUCAUAUUCAUGGAAAAUUACAGUACACCGACGUUCGACCAAUAAACACGCACCGCGGCGUGGUUAGGGCGGGCUUAGUUUACGGUGAAGGUUGUGUGUGAAAAGUGUACGAGUAGCAGGAGCGGAGCGGGUAGUACGGUGAGCUGUCCCUAACCUCGCCAAAAUGACCAAGCUGGGCUUCCUGCGUUUGUCCUAUGAGAAACAGGACACACUGCUGAAGCUGCUCAUCCUGUCUAUGGCUGCUGUCCUCUCAUUCUCCACCAGACUUUUUUCCGUGUUGAGGUUUGAAAGUGUCAUCCAUGAAUUUGAUCCGUACUUCAACUACCGUACCACCCGCUUCCUGGCAGAAGAAGGAUUUUAUAAGUUUCACAACUGGUUUGAUGACAGAGCAUGGUAUCCUCUGGGGAGGAUCAUUGGUGGCACCAUUUAUCCAGGAUUGAUGAUCACGUCUGCCGUCUUGUACCAUGUCCUACAUUUUUUCCACAUCACCAUUGACAUUCGAAAUGUCUGCGUCUUCCUGGCUCCCCUGUUCUCCUCCUUCACUGCCAUAGUCACCUACCACUUUACCAAGGAGCUGAAGGAUGCAGGUGCUGGCCUCCUGGCGGCUGCCAUGAUUGCAGUGGUGCCUGGUUAUAUCUCUCGUUCUGUUGCUGGCUCCUAUGAUAAUGAAGGUAUUGCCAUCUUCUGCAUGUUGUUGACCUAUUACAUGUGGAUCAAGGCUGUCAAAACAGGGUCGGUGUACUGGUCGUCCAUGUGCGCACUGGCCUACUUCUACAUGGUUUCCUCCUGGGGUGGCUACGUGUUCCUGAUCAACCUUAUACCCCUCCACGUUCUGGUGCUGAUGCUCACAGGCCGAUUCUCUCACCGCAUAUAUGUGGCUUACUGCACAGUCUACUGCCUGGGCACCAUCCUCUCCAUGCAGAUCUCUUUUGUUGGCUUCCAGCCAGUGCAGUCAUCAGAGCACAUGGCAGCCUUCGGUGUGUUUGGCUUGUGCCAGAUCCAUGCCUUUGUGGACUACCUGCGCAGCAAACUCAAUGCGCAGCAAUUUGAGGUGCUGUUCAAGAGUGUCAUCUCUCUGGUGGGCUUUAUCCUACUGUCUGCGGGUGCUGUUCUCAUGCUGACAGGUAAAAUCUCUCCAUGGACUGGUCGUUUCUACUCGCUGCUGGACCCCUCCUACGCCAAGAACAACAUUCCCAUCAUCGCCUCUGUCUCUGAGCACCAGCCCACAACUUGGUCCUCAUACUACUUUGACCUCCAGCUGCUGGUCUUCAUGUUCCCAGUUGGUUUGUACUACUGUUUUAACAACCUGUCCGACGCCAGGAUCUUCAUCAUCAUGUAUGGAGUCACCAGCAUGUACUUCUCCGCUGUCAUGGUGCGUCUGAUGUUGGUGUUGGCUCCAGUCAUGUGCAUCUUGUCAGGCAUUGGUGUCUCCCAGGUGUUAACCACUUACAUGAAGAAUUUGGAUGUCAGUCGGCCAGACAAGAAGAGCAAGAAGCAGCAGGAUUCAACUUACCCCAUCAAAAAUGAGGUUGCCAGUGGGAUGAUUCUGGUCAUGGCUUUCUUCCUCAUCACGUACACCUUCCACUCGACCUGGGUGACCAGUGAAGCCUACUCCUCUCCUUCCAUUGUCCUGUCGGCUCGUGGAGGUGACGGCAGCCGCAUCAUCUUCGAUGACUUCAGAGAGGCCUACUACUGGCUCCGCCACAACACUCCUGAGGACGCCAAAGUCAUGUCAUGGUGGGAUUAUGGCUAUCAGAUAACUGCAAUGGCUAAUCGAACAAUUCUAGUGGACAACAACACGUGGAACAACACACACAUCUCCAGAGUUGGACAGGCCAUGGCAUCCACAGAGGAGAGGGCCUACGAGAUUAUGAGGGAGCUGGAUGUCAGUUAUGUCCUGGUCAUCUUUGGAGGACUGACAGGUUAUUCCUCAGAUGACAUCAAUAAGUUUCUGUGGAUGGUCCGUAUUGGGGGAAGCACAGACACAGGCAAACACAUCAAAGAGCACGACUACUACACUCCCACUGGAGAGUUCAGAGUGGACCGUGAGGGUUCGCCUGUCCUGCUCAACUGCCUCAUGUACAAGAUGUGUUACUACCGCUUCGGACAGGUCUACACAGAGGCCAAGCGCCCUCCUGGUUAUGACAGAGUGAGGAAUGCAGAGAUUGGGAACAAAGACUUUGAGCUGGAUGUGUUGGAGGAGGCCUACACAACAGAGCACUGGCUGGUUAGGAUAUACAAGGUGAAAGAUCUUGACAACCGUGGUCUUUCAAGGACAUAAAAUCUUCUGAUGGCAGUGAAAACAGCAUUUUAGCGCACAGCACUGAACGCCUUCCCCUGUGGUCUGCAGAUGAGUGGGAAAGAGUACUUUUUAUACUUUUUGUUUAGGGGAAGAAAAUUGCAUCAGAGAUUUAGGUUUUUUUUGUGGAUGAUUUUCAUUUUUUUAUUUUGUUAUAAUGAAAUGUCUCAUCUGGGAUCAGAGGGAACUGGUGUCAAAACGUCCAGUCUAACGUCAGGAGUGUAAUUUGCCAAGAAGCGGUCAAAUGAAAGCAGUGUUCAUUUCUGAGCGCUUUGGAUUUUUACGUGGUCAAUUAAAGUGGGAUUAAAUGUGAUAAAAUUGUCUUUUUUUCCUUCACAAAACACAGAAUAAUCAGAUCUAAUCAGAGCAGUGUGGGAUUAUUAAAUUAUUAAUACCUUUAUUUAACCAGGUUUGUCCUGUUGAAAUCCAAAAUCUCUUUUACAAGAGAGACCUGGCCAAGAAUGGCAGUACAUACAGGUAAAAAUGACAGUUUUAACACACAAUCACAUUUAAACAUAGACAUAAAAAAUCCAAAUAAUUUUACAAGAUUAGUUAAAAUAAAACAUUUGCACUCCAGAAGCCUGGAUAUGAUUGAUCAUAGCCUUUAAUGCAUUCAGAGAUGCCAGACUUUGGAGCUUGAGCUCUGACUGCAAAAUGCUCCAUGUAGUUGGAGCAGCAACUGUAAAAGCAUUCUUCCCCAUUUCCAGUCUGACCUUAGAAACAGUGAAAUGCAGAAAGUCCUGCAUGUGGAGGCUGUAGGCCCUAAUAUUCCUGAUUAAAAGAGAUAAGAUGGGAUAAUCUCCUGAAUAGCCUUAGGGGGAAGUCCACAGCUGGUCGGUGACAGUUUUACGUAGAUCAGAUUCCAAUGGGUGUUUAACCGUUAUUCUGACACAACUGACAAUUUACUUGGUCAGUUCCAUUGCACUUGGUGGAUUUGAGUGAAAUCUGCCUAUGCUGAACUUAAACUUCCUCAUAGGAUAUUUCUUAACCUUUACAUUCAUUAUGACCAAAUGUGAGACAUUUAAAGAUGUAUUAAAGACUUUUUAGUCAAUUCACUGUCAAAACAUUUAAAAUAGAGUGUUUUAUUAUGGUACAUGUGGGGAUACAUGUCAAUUUUCUGUUAAAGGAAACUGUUAAUACAUUCAGAGAAGGAAAGAAAAAACGUGAACUAUAAGUUCUCCCCUCAAUACAAUAAAACAAAUAAAAUUACCAAACACAAAUCUUGCAGAUGAAUUCAGAUUAGUAUAAAACAUCUUGCAAGUAACAGUAUAAAGUGUCCAUUAGCUUUAGUCCCAGGCGUUUCUGAAGGAAUUUUUUUCUUCUUUUUUUUUU